GCAUUAAACUCAUUUCUCCCCAUGCCUCAUCUUCUCACCUGGGUACCCUUCUUUUCUUUCUCUCUAUAUGUCCUCCUCAAUUGAGUUAUGUCCUAUCCUGUAUCUCUCCGUUUCAUGCUUGGAGUUACCCUCUGCAAGCUCUUUACUGGCUUUCUAACCCAGCACUAACCUCGAAAUCCAGAGUCCGUGAGUAUUAUCUGAGUGUGAUAAUGGCGGUGCUGGUGGCACAAGUCUUAGGGAGGCAGAACAAGAACGAUCCAGGUAGCAUAAAUGGUCCUUGUUACGUAGAGCAGGGAAUGGCCCCUCAAAGACAUGCAGCAUCUAAUCCCUGGAAACUUCGUAUAUGUUAUUUAUAAGUCAAAGAACUAUGGUUGAUAAACAACCGGCUUUAAACUAGGGAGAUUAUAUUGGAUUAUCUGGCUGAUUCCACUGCAAUCACAAUGGCUUUUAGAAGUGGAGAAGGGAAUAGGAAAAUUCAGAGUCAGAGCUUUGUGAUUACAGAGGUGAGAAGUCAGAAUAGUGAGAUGUGAAAAAGACUCUGUGUGCAUGUCAUUUUUUUUUCUGGCCUAAGUGAACGUUUUUGUGUGAAAAUAAGAAAAGACUUAAAGGGAGUUCUGGGGCCGUCAGUCCCAGGAAUCAAGUGUGAUAUUUUGUCCUCAGGGAGUGGCAGUCCACAGGAUGCCCACCUUGAAUUUCACCAUUUUUAACCCAGACGCCUUCGUUUUGGUGGGGAUCCCAGGGCUGGAGCGGUUCCACAUCUGGAUCGGGAUUCCUUUCUUCAGCAUCUACCUGGUGGCCCUUGCAGGUAAUGGCAUCCUUCUCUACCUCAUCGCCGUGGACCACAGCCUCCAUGAACCCAUGUUCUUCUUCCUUGCGAUGCUGGCCUCUACAGACCUCGUGUUAAGUACCACGUGUGUCCCCAGGACCCUGGGCAUAUUCUGGUUGAAAUCUCAGGAAAUCACCUUUCCUGGCUGCCUCACACAGUUGUUCUUUCUCCACUUCAGCUCUUUCCUGGAAUCAGCCAUCUUGGUGGGCAUGGCCUUUGACCGCUACGUGGCCAUUUGCUCCCCUUUGAGAUACACCAGUGUCUUGACGCCCAGGACAAUCGUCAAGAUCCUGGUGGGCAUUGUGGGUCGCAGCUUUGCUGUCAUAUUUCCUGUUGUUUUCCUGGUGAAGCGUUUGCCUUUCUGCAGGACGCGCACCAUCCCCCACACAUUCUGUGAGCACAUAGGGGUGGCCCGCCUCGCCUGCGCCGACAUCUCCAUCAAUGUCUGGUACGGCUUUGCUGUGCCUCUAAUGACAGUUACCGCAGACACGAUCCUCAUUGGUAUUUCCUAUGCUCUCAUCCUUCAUGCCGUUUUCCACCUUCCGUCCCGAGAUGCCCGCCAGAGAGCCCUGGGCACCUGCGCUUCUCACGUCAGUGUCAUCCUCCUUUUCUACAUCCCCGCCGUGUUCUCGGCCCUGACUCAUCGCUUCGGCCACACUAUCUCUCGGUCUUUUCACAUCACGUUUGCCAGCCUCUACGUAACUGUCCCUCCUGCCCUCAAUCCCAUCAUUUACGGUGUCAGAACAAAGCAGAUCAAGGACAAGGUCAUCCUUCUAUUCGUCCCUAAAGGGAUGCAGUGACCUGCGGAUAAGAACAUGGAGAAAAAGUGUGGGGACGUCAAGGCAUCAUAUUGAUUUAAUAGAAUUUCUUUGGUAAAGAAAGAGCAGGAAGACUUCAAUAAUGGAUCCAAUGCCUAUGAAUGUCAAGGCCUCGAUUCUGUGGGAUAAAAUUAUAGGUAGAAUGAGAGGGAGGGAGGCAAGGAUGUUUUAAGCCUCAAGAAAAUGAGAGGCAUCAGGUGGAAGUAUCCUAAUUUUCUAAAAUCAAAAGCACCAAAGCACGAAAGUUUUGCUCUUCCUUUGGUCCUUUUAUCCUGUUUCAAUGGCCUCUUUUUAAAACAAAAAAAAAAGUAAUAUUUAAUUUAUAGGUUUGUUGUAAGGUUGAAUUUGUUUAGCACAAAGUGAGCUCAUUAAUUCAAAAGCCAUCUGUAUGCUGAAAACCUCUAAGUAAAGUUCUGCUUCCAUUCCCUUCUGUCCCAUGUAACCAACUCGCUAUUUGAUAACUCCUCUUGGCUCUCCCACCGAGCCUUCAAAAAAGUGAGCUAGAAAAAUAACCAUUUUUCUCCUCUUCCUUUCCUCGUGAUCAGCCCAAUCUCCUGAAUUCUCUAUCUUCUUAAAUGGUGUAGAAAUCAGCCAGUUUCCCAUGUCACACCCUUUUCUCCGUAUUCAUUUUCUUUAAAUAUUUUAAAACUCAUUUACUAUUUGUUAUGUCUUCCGAAUAGCUUUGCACUUAUACACGUGUUUCACAUUAAAACAUGUUUAUCAUCCUCCCUUUAUCCUGGACUAAUUUUCAGCAGCCUCACUUAGAAAUUUGCUACCGUCAAAUUUUUUUUUUCUCUCCCAUUUGUUGUUUAUUCAGAAACUAGGGUGAUCUUAUUAACCUUCAACUAGAUCAUGGCAAUCCUGUAGUUAAUAAUCACUUAAUAGUUAUCAACUUUGCUUGGCAUGAAGCCUAAUACCCUGACAGAUCUUCAAAGCCUUUUUUGACAUGAUUGGUGCUAACCUGUUAGCUAUUUGUUGGUGUCCAUUGACCCAGUUCUCUCUUUUGCUCUCAGAUGUCCCCUUUUUGCUACAACC
Phacochoerus africanus (Common warthog) is the source of this 2679-nucleotide messenger RNA. Its product is annotated as olfactory receptor 52H1-like. NCBI's taxonomy places the organism in Eukaryota, Metazoa, Chordata, Mammalia, Artiodactyla, Suidae. Gene Ontology annotation, biological process: G protein-coupled receptor signaling pathway. Gene Ontology annotation, cellular component: membrane. Gene Ontology annotation, molecular function: G protein-coupled receptor activity; olfactory receptor activity. The record is from RefSeq and is a predicted model, not a curated record. The transcript has a single exon. Bases 679 to 1626 code for a protein of 315 amino acids.